AUGCCUCCUGCACACCUGCUCUUUCCAGGACAGCCAUGUCAAGGCCUUGUCACUAGCCCAGGCUUUCGGCCAGUGGACAUCCUGGUGCACCCUGUGCCACAGCGUGCCCCCUCCCCCACUCCUGGGGGCAGUGGGACUGAAGCAAAAGCUGUGGCCGUGGGCCAGACUCCCUGUAUGCCCACCACCCUCCUGGUGGUGGCCCAGAGGGAGAGGCUCCUUCCUCCCGUUGGCUUCUCAGAGCACUACCAGGGCCUGGCUGGGCCAGUGUCUAAUUCCCACAAAAAGCUCCUCUUUAAGGAGGGUGGUAAAAAGAGGGAAAGGUUCAGGAACUGCCCUGUCAAUAACCCCAAUAGCAGGGACAUGCUGAGGAGGAAGGGGGGCUUCAGUGCCCUCUCUGUGGUCCAAGUGGGGAGGGAGAUGCAGAACAGGGUCCCACUGCUGGACAAGGAGUCCCCACCAGGCAGCAGGCAAGCAGGCCCCCUGCACGACCCACCCACCCCCUAUCAGGCCUGGGAGCUAGAAAGGGCGGGGCUGAGUGUCGCACCAAUGGCAUCUCGGCCUCGGCCCUCUCGCACUUGGAACUUUGAAGCGCCCAGCGUGCAAGCCUGCGACUGCCGGCCCGGCCAGAAGAAGUGCACCUGCUACCGGCCCAACCGCCGCGAGACCUGGCUCUUCUCUCGCUUCUCUACGGGCUGGAGCUGCGGGCUGCACGCCGACUGGACCGAGCUCACCAACUGCGUGCCCGGCGUGCUGGACCGUCGCGACCCCGCCGCGCUGCGCACGCCCAGAAAAUUCUUUUCUAUUGCUACUUUACUGAGAGAUUUGGUAAGAUUUUUGUCUUGCUGGAAGAACCCACCCUCAGGUUCCACCUGGAAAACUAGCCUGCACAUGUGCGAUGGGCGCACACCCACGCCCGAAGAGCUGCCACCCUGCUAUGAGGGCACGGACUGGUCGGGCUGCACGCUGCAGGAGUUCAUGGACUGCCCCUACAACCUGGCCAACAACCGCCAGGUGCGCAUGCUGGCCGACCUGAGCCUGGUGGGCUGCUACAACCUGUCCUUCAUCCCCGAGGGCAAGCGGGCCCAGCUGCUGCUGGAGAGCGCCAAGAAGAACCUGCGGGGCAUGGCCUUCUUCGGCCUGACGGAGUUCCAGCGCAAGACGCAGUACCUGUUCGAGCGGACGUUCAACCUCAAGUUCAUCCGGCCCUUCAUGCAGUACAACAGCACGCGGGCGGGCGGUGUGGAGGUGGACGAGGACACCAUCCGGCGCAUCGAGGAGCUUAAUGACCUGGACGUGCAGCUCUACGACUAUGCCAAGGACCUCUUCCAGCAGCGCUACCAGUACAAGCGGCAGCUGGAGCGCAGGGAGCAGCGCCUCAAGAGCCGGGAGGAGCGCCUGCUGCACCGCGCCAAGGAGGCGCUGCCACGGGAGGACGCCGAGGAGCCGGGCCGCGUGCCCACUGAGGACUACAUGAGCCACAUCAUCGAGAAGUGGUAG
Molecule: messenger RNA, 1497 nt
Organism: Puma concolor (puma)
Lineage: Eukaryota; Metazoa; Chordata; Mammalia; Carnivora; Felidae
Source: RefSeq, a predicted model, not a curated record